AGCGUGUUUAGGAACGAAAGUGAAAGUAUCUUACUUUAUGCGCAGUAGCUGCUUUCCUUGCGUAUCGAAAUGAAUUAACAGAACCACCAAAUGAGGGGACCUCCAAGAAUUUACUUUAUUACAAACAUCGCUAGGGGAAUGUGAAGUUUCAUGGUGUGUUUUUUGUCGGAUUUCACUGGAAUGCGUUUUUAUGAUGACUUGCCAUGCUUAUCAUCUUUCAGUUUUUCUUCUACUCUCCGUCGGCGUUUCUUUGCAUCGGAAUCACGUCUUUAUCAGCGCAAAAGAAACGUGCUCGGAUCCCCCCCCAAAGAAUCACACCAUCCAGAAUGAGCCAGGAGUGGUCCACAUGGAGGACAGCCGGUACCGCUACAAGUGCAAUGAAGGCUACCUGAGGAAGGCCGGCACAUCCAGCCUGAUCUGGUGCAAGAGGAAUAACAACUUACUGCAGUGGUACAACGUCAAUGGGUCCAAAGCACUUGUCUGCAUACGUUCUCCAAAGAUGGUACACGCAAGAACCACAAGAGCAACAGCACACCCCACAACAAUACCAGCCACUUCAACAGCAGCAACAACCACAACACCAACCACAGCCUCCAAAACAACACUAAUAAGCAGCACAGCACCAACAACAUCAACAACAAGCACCACAGCAUGGACAACCACAACAGCCCUGAAAACAACAACGACAACAGCAUCAACAACGUCAACAGCACCAUCAACAACAACAGCUCCCAGCCCUGUAAUGAAUUGGAAGUCCACUGUAUCACAAUCCAGCAUCAGUCCCCUCCCAUCAAAGACAACAAAAUCCUAUUACCGCCCAGAGACGUCCUUCACCGAUGUCAUUACCAAUGUGAAGCUUCACACCCCAGAACCCUCUCUUGAACCAAGAAACCCACCCGAUAUUCCAGGAAGCAGAAACGGGCCCUUCGAUCCACAGAAGACUUCGCCAAGUAUUGCUGUGCAAUCUACCUUCAUCGGCAGUGGAGCAAUUGCAGUGAUUGUGCUCAUUGCCGUGGUGCUCCUGCUGUGGAGGCGGAGACGCAGGAGGAAUAUACCUGAGCCGGUUAUCAUAACGGAGAUGCGGGUACUCAUGAAUGUGGCCCAGCCGAACCAUCUGGAAGAUGAAUAACAGCCAAACAGAGAAACAGCUUCUUUCAAUGACGUCAACAAUUAAUGUUCUAUUUUUUUUCUAAAUAAAUAAGUUAACAAUG
Molecule: messenger RNA, 1211 nt
Organism: Brienomyrus brachyistius
Lineage: Eukaryota; Metazoa; Chordata; Actinopteri; Osteoglossiformes; Mormyridae
Gene: il15ra
Product: interleukin 15 receptor subunit alpha
Exons: 7
Coding region: 191-1129 (312 amino acids)
Biological process (GO): interleukin-15-mediated signaling pathway
Cellular component (GO): plasma membrane
Molecular function (GO): interleukin-15 receptor activity
Source: RefSeq, a predicted model, not a curated record